Messenger RNA from Silurus meridionalis, 3158 nucleotides. RefSeq names its product signal transducing adaptor molecule (SH3 domain and ITAM motif) 2 (gene stam2). The coding region runs from base 187 to 1698 and encodes 503 amino acids. Gene Ontology annotation, cellular component: endocytic vesicle. The record is from RefSeq and is a predicted model, not a curated record. Gene Ontology annotation, molecular function: ubiquitin binding; phosphatidylinositol binding. The transcript is spliced from 14 exons. Gene Ontology annotation, biological process: signal transduction. NCBI's taxonomy places the organism in Eukaryota, Metazoa, Chordata, Actinopteri, Siluriformes, Siluridae.
CAAUGUUGUGCGUUGUGCAUAUUUACUUACAGGCACCUUCGAGGACAGCUAGAUAAGUUUACGGAAGAGUAAAUAUUGAAGCGGUGUGGAAUUUGAUGGAUAAAAGAAAUUUUGUUUGUUGUUUAUAGUUUUGCUACGUUUAAAAGUACAAUUUAAGUAAAGUUUCGAAGAGGAAAAGCGAUCAAGAUGCCGAUUUUUGGGCAAAAUCCUUUCGAUCAGGAUGUCGAAAAAGUAACCAAUGAAAACAACACAACAGAGGACUGGAGCCUCAUAAUGGAUAUUUGUGACCGAGUUGGGACAACACCUAAUGGUGCGAAGGAUUGUCUCAAGGCAAUCAUGAAGCGUGUUAAUCACAAGGUUCCUCAUGUGGCCAUGCAGGCACUAACAUUGCUUGGUGCUUGUGUUGCAAACAGUGGAAAAAUCUUCCAUCUAGAAAUCUGUUCCAGAGAGUUUGCCAGUGAAGUACGAAGUGUGCUGAGCAAAGUGCACCCUAAAGUGGGUGAGAAGCUCAAAUGCUUGAUGGUGGACUGGGCUGAUGAGUUUCAGAAAGAUCCACAACUCAGUCUCAUUGGAGCCACCAUCAAAUCUCUGAAGGAAGAAGGAGUAACUUUUCCCUCCUCGUCAUCAAAGAAUAGCAAGUCCAGCAGCACCACUGCCACCAGCCGAGCUCCUGACGAUGAUGACCUUGCCAAAGCCAUUGAGCUAUCCUUGCAGGAGCAGAAGCAGCAAGCAGAAACCCGACCACUUUUUGUGGCAGCUGAUCCUCCUUUUAAUACUAAUGUCAUUAAAGAAACACGUAAAGUGCGUGCUCUUUACGAUUUCGAAGCAGCCGAGGACAAUGAGCUCACCUUUAAGGCUGGUGAGGUUCUCAUUGUCCUGGAUGACAGUGAUCCAAAUUGGUGGAAAGGAGAGAAUCACAGAGGACAAGGACUGUUUCCAUCUAACUUUGUCACAGCCAACUUAAAUGCAGAUCCAGAACCAGUCACCUAUGUAGAAAACACAACAGUUCCUGAGGAGCCAACAGUAGAAGUUGAAGCAGAGCCUGAACCAGUGUAUAUUGAUGAGGGAAAGAUGGACAGAACUUUGAAUUUACUCCAGAACACAGACCCAGCCGACUCCAAACCUGACAGCUCUGAGCUGGUCACAUUGGAGGCUGAAUGUGCACAGAUGAAUCCUCUGAUAGAUGAGCAAUUACAGGAGAUUGACAGGAAGCACUCUGAGAUGUCUGAGCUGAAUGUGAAGGUGCUAGAAGCCCUGGAGCUGUAUAAUCAUUUGAUGAAUGAAGCUCCUCUGUAUGCCGCAUACUCAAAGAUGGCGACUCCUCAGGGGACAUAUCCAGCUGCUCCUCCUGCUGUAGCUAUGCAGGGUUACCCAGGCCAACACUCAGGGGCUUACAUGCCUGGUGGCAUCCCACAAGGCUAUAGUCUGGGCUCAGACCAAGCUGCCCCCCUCUCCUCGCUGCCCCCCACUGUGACCUCUACAGCCCCGAGUCAACCAGCACAGUCUCCCUACAUCAGUGGUUUGGGCGCAGCAUAUAUGAACCAAGCUCCUAGCACUUACCCGCCGCAGAUGGCUGUGGACAUGUCAUCUUAUCAGAAUGCUAAUCCUGGUAUGCCUCCAACCACUUAUCCAGUGGCACCUCCUGUCCAUCCUUCACCCCAGCAGCAGACAGCUUAUUACCAACUGCCCCUCCUAUAAAGCUGUACAUAUCACUAUAAAUGCAGUCAAACUCUGAAAUCGCCUGAUGUUGUGGAUGGACAGUGGUAAACAUCUGACUUAGCAGCACCUCACUACUUAACCAUUUGAAAACUUCAACUAACGGCCUUUGAGGGGUGAUUGACAAUUUUCCCUUUUUUUAAACAUAUUUCAUAUAAAUGUGCAUCAUUGUGGUUUUCUAAUAAUAAGAAUAUACAUCAGCUUUCACCAGCAUUCUAUAUUCAUAUCUGAAGAGUUAAGAACAACAUAAUUAAUAGGAAAGCGUGUGGGAUUCUUUAAUUAUUAUUACUAUUUUUUUUUAUUUUAUUGUUUUUGACAGAGAAUUUGUUUUCUUUCACAGAUUGGCAAUUAUUUUGUCAUUUUGCUGCCCUUAAGAUUCCUAUAUAAUUCAUAAAGACACAGUAACAGAAAUGUUCACAAACCUCCACAUUGUUCAAAUAAAUGAUACUGCCAUGACGGCAAUGGUUAAUGGUUUAUUUCCAUGUUUCUAUGGACAGUUUAAAUCCAGUUGAUACUGUAGUGCUGAAAUCAGACUGCUGUUCCAUGAGGAAGCAGUAGCAGUUAAGGACCAUCGCAGUAGGGUGUUGAAAUCCGAUGCUCACGUGAGCAGGGUUUUUAUAAGACCAGUGCUUUGAUAUUAGCUGAACCAUGUACCAUUUUAUUGUGCGAGUUAUAGUAAGCUCUUUUUUUUCUCUGUAGUUCUAUUUCAUUAAUUUAACUUUUAUGAAUAAAUCAUGGUGAUGCUUUCAAAUGAAAAUAUAAGUGAUGCCUUAUAUGGCUAUUAUGUGUGAAAUUCUUUUUUUUUUUGUCUGUUAGACGUAUGGAUGUAAAAUAUAUUUUGAACAUCUGUAAUGCUUCGACCAAAUGAUUACCAUUACGUAAGGAUUAUUGAAGACUCUUUUGUUCUUUCCUAAUGUGCUUCAUGAGAAGACUAAUAUCCAACUGAAUAUAGUCUAGAAGAUCCUUAGUUUUUCAAAUUGAAAUUAGAUAAUUUUACAUUUAAUUUGUUAAAGAAAACUGAGCAAAACCAGUGUCCAGUUUGUAGUAUAAAAUAGACAACAUGUUAAUGUAUUUUCUUAACCUGCCUCAGUUAAUAUAUUGUGUACUCAUUGUAAAAUAUUUGGCUUUACCGUAUGAUCAAAAUCUGAGGAUAUUAUCUGUAUGAUAAUCAUUUACCAACAGAUGCCUUGUUCUGUCAGAUGACGGAAGUCACAUAAGAGCAUGCAAUUUUUUUUUCUUUUUGAGAAAUUAUUUUCAGAUGCUGCUGUAUAUGUGUAAAAACUUGUAUGUUUUAUGAGAUUUAAAUAUUUAGGUAAAUGUUACUGUAUAAGCCUGUACAAUUCUGGCAGAUCCAAUGUUUUAUAACACAACAUUCAAGUUUGGGAUUACUUUUGUAACAGUAAAUAUCUUUCCAAAUAAAUUUGCCCUCUGUUCCAAAUUAA